This is a messenger RNA of Rhagoletis pomonella (apple maggot), 1486 nucleotides long. Its product is annotated as single-strand selective monofunctional uracil DNA glycosylase-like. The record is from RefSeq and is a predicted model, not a curated record. The coding region runs from base 118 to 1059 and encodes 313 amino acids. Gene Ontology annotation, molecular function: oxidized pyrimidine nucleobase lesion DNA N-glycosylase activity; single-strand selective uracil DNA N-glycosylase activity. Gene Ontology annotation, biological process: base-excision repair. Lineage: Eukaryota; Metazoa; Arthropoda; Insecta; Diptera; Tephritidae. The transcript has 3 exons.
ACAAAUGUCUGUUGUUGGCAACGCUUAUUAAGGGCUCAAUUAAAACAAACCUGAUUCGCGGGCGAAGGACAAAAUUAAGUUACAUUGAAUAAAAGGAGUUUAAUUGAUUUUCCAAUUAUGUCACGGAGGAAGCUGGCGCAAGACAAUAUUCCAGCCCCAACAUCUUUUAGUGGAGACUCAAAACUUACAGUAAAUGCAUUGCAGCAGUUUGCUGCCAGAAAGAAACGUUGUCUUGCGUCGCAGCCGACGGAAGAGUGUGCAAAAGUGUUUACUGUGCCUCCAGAAACUACAUUGCAUUCCAAAAGCUCUGAGACAAAGCAAUCAAUUUGGAGUCGGUUUUACACACUUGAGUGUAAAUUAAAUAACGAUUUGCAAAACAUUUUAAAACCACCUGGUAUUACUCAUGUCUACAAUCCUGUGGAAUAUGCUUCGAGUAUACAUUGCGCCUACUUGGAAAAGUAUUUGGAUGGUCCGAAACGUGUUGUGUUUGUUGGUAUGAAUCCAGGGUCGAAUGGGAUGGGCCAAACUGGGGUGCCGUUUGGUAAUAUCUUGACUGUUCGUGAUGAAAUGGGCUUGACAGGUUCAGUUCAGCAACCUCCUUCGAUACAUGCAAAGCGGCCAGUAUCAGGAUUGGAGUGCAAUAUCGAAGAACCCAGUGGUGUGCGAAUUUGGAGUUUGUUUAAAAAGUUGGCGGGUGGAUCAUUAAAUAAUUUUGGUCGCCAAUGUUUUGUACAUAACUUUUGUCCGUUAAUUUUUUACGAUAGUGCCGGACACAAUAUUACUCCUAGUGAGUUAAAAGGUGAUUAUAAGGCAAAAAUUGGAAAAGCAUGUUUAGAUGUACUGGACUUGGAAUUAGACUUGUUAAAAACGGAAAUUUUGGUGGUGAUCGGAUCGUACAUGCACGACAUGGUAAAACGUUCUCGCCAUGCGAGUAGUUUGAAAAUAUGUAAGCUUCCUCAUCCGAGCCCCCGUUCUUUGAAUAAUCAUAAUUGGCCCGAAAAGGCCGAGAAACUUCUUUACGAAUUUGAUCUCAUAAAAUAUAUCGGCGAUGAAGUGUAGCAUUUAUCUAGUUAUUCGGGUCUUUUGCUAAAUCACACAUUGUCCAAUUUUUGGCAUGCCUGCUGAAAAGAAAUUAUGAAUCCGAAUUGCACCAAUGUUUAUCGGACUCAAUAAUGACAAUAACAUAAAUUUCACAAAAUAGGCUACGAUGGAUUUAGCAAUAUUCCCUAAUAUAUAUGUACAUAUUAAAUAAUAUAUAUUUUUUUUUGUUACAGUCGCUUUCAUACAAUUUCUAAUUUAAUUUAUUGUUUGGGCUAUUUAUUUCUUCACCAAUAAUUAAAUUCCAUACUUACGUUCAUUGUUUUCCUGAAUCGGAUGUUACAGUUUUCCGAAACUUGAAUUGAGAUUCGACUCUAAUUAAACUAUAUUUUUCAUUUUUAUUUAAUUUUUGCUUUAAAAUUUCCAUGUUUCAUCAAUAAACAAAUUA